GCUCAUUCAUAUAUUGUAUAUUGAAUAGACGCUCAUUCUGCUCGAUCACAUCAUUGUAUUCUGAACUUUUAUAAUAAAUGUUGUCCGUUCAAUUUUAUUGGAUAUCUAUUGGAAUCGUAGACUUUUGGAAGUAUUGCUGAACAACUGCUGUUUUGUUUAUAUGAUAUGUUUUAAAUUCGCUUAAUGGGUGCGGUUAUUCGUAAAAAAAAGAAUAAUGUAUUGAAUCGGAUGUAAUCGCGUAACAAUCAAAGGCAUACAUAUUUCAAUAAUAAUAUUUGUGACUUUAUUUGGAGGCAAACGAAAAAUUUGGCGGUUUAUUAGUGCCAAUAAAUAAAUGAUAUUUUUACUUUAAUAUAAUUCGAUGCAAACAUAUUUAGUGUGAGUUUUACGAUCACUUGAACCAUGAAAUAGUUCGUUGAUUUAACUAUUAAAACGGACAAAGAGCAAAAAUAAUUCCGUACCCAAAGAACAGUGCAUUUUAUUGAGAAUGGCCGAAAUAAAUCCAUAAACAAGAUUUUCAGAACUUUUUUUUCCCGUAAUAUCGAUCACUGCUCGGCGUUCUGAGAACAUCAUUUGAGGUUAAGUUAACUGGCAAGCAAAGAAACGAAAAGAAAGAUGUGGAAAUUCAUCCGCGGAAAAGGUCAACAACCUUUAGCUGAGAGGCAAAAAUUACAAAAGGAACUUUUCGCAUACAAAAAGACUGCGCAACAUGGAUUUCCUCACAAACCGUCGGCAAUGGCUUACGAUCCCCUACGUAAGCUGUUCGCAAUCGGAACUCAUUCGGGAGCGAUUAAAAUCUUUGGACGCCCAGGUGUGGAAUUUUAUGGCCAGCAUCUAUCACAAUCGAAUAAUUCAGCUGAUUGUACGGUGCAGUUACUUGAGUGGGUGCCAGACACGGGCCGAAUUUUAUCUGUAACAACCACGAAUCAAUUGACUUUAUGGGAACCAGCUGGAGCGAUCCUAGUUCCAAUCAGAAGCAUACCGUUCGACGGUAAACUGAAGAAGGUGUCUUCGCUAUGUUGUUCGCUUGAUAAAGAUCUUGUGUGGAUUGGUACGGAAGGAGGAAACGUCUACCAAUUGAAUUUGAAAAACUUUUUAAUAAAGGAGCCGAUCAUUUUCCUCGACAACAUUCUUGAUAAAAUACCGGAGUACAAAUACAGCUUAAGCGCAGUUGAAUCCAUCAAACAACUCCCAAACAACCAUAAUCAGAUUUUGAUUGCCUAUAAUCGUGGACUGUGUGUGCUCUGGGAUUUGGAAUCGAACACUGUUGUUCGCUCAUUUAUUGCGUCGGGACAUGGACAAACGGUGGGUUUAUACGUUGACGCUGACAGCAAACAUUUCACAUGGUAUCAUGAAGAUGGUUCCUAUGCCACUUGGGCAAUUGAUGAUUCUAAUCCGCCGAAAGAUCAUGCAUUUGUACCGUACGGCCCCGAUCCUUGCAAGUUAAUCAACAAACUUGUAAAAGGCAAACGGAAUGAAAAUGAUAUUGUCAUUUUUUCGGGUGGUAUGCCCCGAUCAUUGUACGGAGAUCGCCAAUGUGUUUCAGUACAUUGCACAGAUGGUUCGAAAGUUUGCUUAGACUUUACGUCAAAAGUUAUUGACUUUUUUGUUACAUUUGAUGAGGACAACGACAGCCAAGCUGAGGCUCUGGUUGUGCUUUUGGAAGAAGAAUUGUGUGUCUAUGAUCUAACUGAUUCAGCAUUGAAACCGAUAAGAUUACCAUAUUUGCACUCGGUGCAUACGUCUGCCGUAACCUGUAACCACCUCGUAUCCCAAGUGAGUGGCGAAAUCUAUCAAAAAAUCGUUGAAGCCGGCAAGCAGAAUGAAAUUGAGCACAGUGACAUUGAAUGGCCAGUUACUGGCGGAACAUUAUUGGAAAAGGGCGAAGACCUGGGAACAAAAGAAUACGAAAUAUUGCUGACCGGUCAUGAGGAUGGUUCGGUGAAAUUUUGGGAUUGUACUGGCGUUGUUUUGGAGCCACUUUUGCACUUUAGAACGGCACAACUUUUCGGCAAUGAUGAUGAUGAUUUUGAUGAUUUGCACGAUAAUCAAGACAAAUUGGAGGACUCGGAGCCCCCAUUCCGUAAAGCAGGCUUGUUUGAUCCAUAUUCCGACGAUCCACGCCUUGCCGUAAAAAGAAUUGCAUUUUGCCAGAAAACGGGACAACUCAUUGUUGCUGGAACUGCUGGAAACAUUGUGUGUGCUAAUUUGGGUGGCAAAUCUCAAGAGGGUCCAUUGCGUGUUACUGAAAUGAAUUUAGUUAGUGACCGUGAUGGUUUCAUCUGGAAGGGACAUGAUAAAUUGAAAGUGAAGCCACACUUACUCACCGAAGCAACUCCAACAAUCGAAGACGGUCUUCAAGUGUCUGGAAUUCUGCAAGUCUUACCACCCGGUGCUAUAACAUGCUUAGCAUUGCAGUCGAAUUGGAAUUUGGUUGCAGCCGGUACCGGCCAUGGCUUGGUUCUGUUCGACUAUAAUAAUCAUUUCCCCGUUUUACAUCGGUGUACUUUGAAUCCGAAUGAUUUAACUGGAGCUGGAGAAGCACUUUCGCGUAGAAAAUCGUUCAAAAAAACUCUGAGAGAGUCAUUCCGACGCCUUAGAAAAGGUAGAUCAACGCGAAAUAAUCCUGGGGCAACGCAGACUCCCAUCACUGAGACCCGUCCGAUUGAACGUCAAAUCGAAGCACGGCCCGUAGACGAUGGAAUGAACUCUUUGGUUCGAUGCCUUACUUUUGCACAAACGUUCAUCGCUAACAUACAUACGACGACACCAACCUUAUGGUCGGCAACUAAUGCUAGCUGCGUAUCAGUAUUCGUUCUCAACAUUCCACCGAAAUCAGUAAACGAUGUACCAUCUGAACAACGAAAAAUGAUCACAGCACAACUGGCAAAAUCCAUUCAACUGAAACAUCGUGCACCAGUUGUUGGUAUAUCGAUUUUUGACAAUGCCGGUGUUCCGCUAGAGCUAUCAGGGCCUGGAACUGCUCCGCAUCGUGUAUUGAUAGCGUCGGAAGAGCAGUUCAAAGUAUUUUCGUUGCCACAACUGAAACCAGUUACAAAAUAUAAAUUGACAGCACAUGAAGGAGCUCGUGUCCGGAAAAUGGCAUUUGCCACAUUUUCAUGCAUUAUACCGCCAAGUUUGAUUCAUUCAAACAGUCCAACGAAAACUCCUGCUAAGGCAGAUUCCAACAGUGAUCAUGUCAUCAGCGACAACAUACAGAACACUUCGAUCGACGCAAAUGUCGCAAUGCACACGGAAGUUGGUCUUCUAUGUCUGACAAAUCUCGGCGACUGUUUAGUAUUAUCGAUCCCUGAACUGAAGCGUCAAAUCAAUGCUGCAGCAGUACGCCGCGAAGAUAUAAGUGGUAUUACAUCGUUGUGUUUCACCAAUUUUGGUGAAGCCUUAUAUAUGAUGUCGUCAUCUGAAUUGCAGCGCAUCUCACUGUCAGCUACAAAAAGCGUACGCGCAGAAGGUGUAAUCGAAGUUGAGCCAUUGAACGAUUCCACAUUAAAUGAGGACGAUGACGAUGAUGAUGAUGAGGAUGAUGACCGUAAAUCCGAGACAAAAUCCAUAUCAACCAUUGGGACAAAGGAUGAACAGGCGAAAAUAUCAGAAAACUUAACAAAUGGUGUAGAUGUGUCACCCAGCAAAGGGAAUGUAACUAUUACCAGCUCGAUUGGUGACAUCACUGUCGACUCAGUUCGAGAUCAUUUGAAUUCCACUGUAACAACACUGCACACAACCACAACCGAGGAAAUUGUUGGGCGACUAUCAGUUUUGAGCACUCAAACAAACAACACAGUGUCUUCAAUACAAAUGAAAGAUGUCCCCGAUAUAAACAUAUCGAAUUUAAAAGAUUUAGCACCAAUUGGCGAGACAACCGAAACCAGCUCAAACACAAUUGUCAUCAAAUCCAUCAUCACUACAAUAUCAAAUGGACAGGAGAAUGGAGAAACUGAAAAGAUAACCACGACAACAACAACACGGAAGGAGAGCCAGUUGUAGUGACGACACCCCAAUGGCAUUAAUAUUACAAUCGCAUUUAAUCUGCGAAACAAAAAAUAUCGAAUAUUAUACAUUUUUUUCUUAUGUCAGAACAAAAAAAAAAUAUCUGCGUAUUAUUGUGCACAAACAUACUUAAAUGGCCUUGAAACUAACAAUCACGAACCUAAUUUGAAUAAAUGAAAUAGAAAUUCUAAAGCUAUUUCUUAAUGCAAUUUUAGAUUUAUAUAAACUUUAGGUACUAUUACACCGAUUUAAAUAUGUUUAUCAUAGUUUUUUCACCAUUGCAUACACAUGCAUCAUGAAAGAUAAUUUUAUAUGCAAAACAAAUUUCAAAUAAAACUAAUUUCAAUGAACAAUGACGAAAAUCAUAUUAUACAAUGUAAAAACUUUGAUACACCGUUUGUAUUUUUUUUAUUAAAUAUUUCAAUAUGAAGUUAACUAACA
Sitodiplosis mosellana (orange wheat blossom midge) is the source of this 4449-nucleotide messenger RNA. RefSeq names its product lethal(2) giant larvae protein (gene l(2)gl). The record is from RefSeq and is a predicted model, not a curated record. Gene Ontology annotation, cellular component: plasma membrane; cortical actin cytoskeleton; cytoplasm. The coding region runs from base 616 to 4005 and encodes 1129 amino acids. Gene Ontology annotation, molecular function: myosin II binding; GTPase activator activity; syntaxin binding. Lineage: Eukaryota; Metazoa; Arthropoda; Insecta; Diptera; Cecidomyiidae. The transcript is spliced from 10 exons. Gene Ontology annotation, biological process: regulation of Notch signaling pathway; cortical actin cytoskeleton organization; regulation of establishment or maintenance of cell polarity.